This is a messenger RNA of Anolis sagrei ordinatus, 1554 nucleotides long. The record is from RefSeq and is a predicted model, not a curated record. Lineage: Eukaryota; Metazoa; Chordata; Lepidosauria; Squamata; Anolidae.
AGCCUUGUGCCGUGCAUUCAUUCCACAGUGGAGAGAAAAUGAGAAAGCUGGCCGCCUUUGAGCAAAGCGCGCUCAAAGCCACCCACCCAUUUCCUCCCUUUGGACUCCCGAGCAGGAGAAAGGAGCCCUUUCUUGAGCCUGGUGGGGGGCAAGGCGCAGCGCUUCCCACUCUUUCCACGCACGAGACCCACAGGAAGGUGGCCUGGCACGCACUUGGCCUCGCAGGAAAGCGCGGGCUUCAGCCUAGGCCUCUCCAUCCUUUCCCUGGCGCGCCGUGAUUUCAGAUACCUAUCCAUCUUGUAUGUGUGUGUGUGUGUGUGCGGGCGAAGGGAAGUCUCUCUCCUCCCUCCGGAGCCUCUGGGGGAGUUUCUCGCGCCUCCGCGGCCUGCCAGGGGAGUGUCGGCGCGUUUCCCGUCAACGUGGGUUUGCUCUUCCUUUCCUUGGAGCGGAGAAGCCCCCGAAGAGGGGCGGGAACGAGUCCGCGCGCAACAAGGGCGACUUUGUGAGGAGUUUAGGAGAAGCCGCCCCAUGGCCGGCCUGUGAGGAGAAAGAAGAAGCAGAGAAAGUUUGGAGGAGGAGGAGGAGGAGGAGAAAGAAAAGAAGAAGUCCCGCCUCUCCAACUCUGAGGCGCGGAGACCAAAAAGAAAAGAAAAAAAAGCGAGAGGGGAAGAGACAUCUCUACUCUAAACAAACUUUUCCAGUGGUUCAAAGUGGGAGGAGGGCUCCUUCUUUCUCUCUCCGUGUGUGCUCUUCUCUCUCUCACACACAGAGCCUUCCUUAGAGAUGACUAAGUUGGAAAAGAUGAUCACAUAGUGUAAAGAGUGGGUGGUCUCCUUUCUCCAUGUGCGCCAAAGUCAAACUUUGAUUGCCUGAGUUUUUGGGGUGCCUUUUUCUUCAGAGAAGAUCAUGACAGAAGGCCCAGAUGGAGGAGAGUCUUCCCAGGAGCAGAAAGAAAGGCAGGCCAAGAAGAGGAGGAGAAAGAAGAAAGAAGGAUACAAGACAAGGACUGUCUAUUCAAACUUGCUGCUCCCUUGGCCCGAAGUGGACAACUCUGCUCUGCCAGCCAACAACAGGCUAAAGACCACCAAAUACACCGCCGUGUCCUUCCUGCCCAAGAACCUCUUUGAGCAGUUCCACCGCCUGGCCAAUGUUUACUUUGUCUUCAUCGCCUUGCUCAACUUUGUGCCCGCUGUCAACGCCUUCCAGCCGGAGUUGGCCUUGGCUCCUGUGCUCUUCAUCUUGGCGGUCACAGCUGUCAAGGACUUAUGGGAAGACUACAGUCGAUACCGCUCAGACCAGGAGAUCAACCACAUGGAGUGUUUGGUCUACUGCAGGAUUGAAAGAAAAUACAUCACAAGAUACUGGAAAGAAGUGAAAGUUGGAGACUUCAUCCAGCUGCGUUGCAAUGAAAUCAUUCCUGCUGAUAUAUUGCUGCUUUCUUCGAGUGACCCUGAUGGCCUGUGUCACAUAGAGACGGCUAAUCUGGAUGGGGAAACCAACUUGAAACAGAGACAAGUUGUGCGAGGAUUUUUGGAGCUGGUACGUUAAUGUGUC